UUUAGCUCUCUUUCUUUUAUCUCUCUCUCCUUUAAAAAAUCAAAUCUUUGUCCUCUUUCAACGUACUAUCUUACAUAAAAGAACACACCCUUUUUUCACCUGAACAAAACAAGCUCAAAAAAAGAAAAAAAAAUGUCUUCAGAAAUCGGCGACAGACGUCCGGCGAGACUGCCGGCGCCGGUAAACGGAACACGGCCAUCGGAACCAGAGAACUUGCCGUGUCCACGUUGUGAUUCUACAAACACAAAGUUUUGUUAUUACAACAACUAUAAUCUUUCUCAACCUCGUCAUUUCUGUAAGUCCUGUCGCCGGUAUUGGACACGUGGCGGCACCUUAAGGAACGUCCCCGUCGGCGGCGGUACACGGAAAAACUCCUCCCAUAAACGCCCCCGUAUCAACUCCAGUACCGGCAACGUUCAAGAACACGCCAACCCGAUCACAAUGAUGGGAUCCGAGUCGGGUUUGGGUUCCGGGUCGGGUUCGAUGUCGUUGAUGGGUUGUGAAGUGAACUUGAAUGAGUCAGUACAUGAAGGUGGAAAUGGUACGUCGUCGUUUACUUCGUUGUUGACAGCUCCAGUGGGGGUGGGGGUGGGUGGGUUUGUGCCAUUAGGUGGAUUUGGGCUUGGGUUAGGCGGGUUCGGGCUUGGGAAUCUUGAUUGGCCCAUGGAGCAAGUAGGCGGCGGAGGGAAUGGCGGUGACGGCGGUGAAAAUGACAAGUGGCAGCUGAGUGACGGUGAGAUGGAAGGCGGCGGUGGUGGCGGCGGCGGAGGAAUAGGUGGUGAUGAUGAAUGUUUUGGGUGGCCUGAUCUUGCUAUUUCAGCACCAGGGACAAGUCUUAAAUGAA
Messenger RNA from Solanum verrucosum, 844 nucleotides. RefSeq names its product dof zinc finger protein DOF3.4-like. Gene Ontology annotation, biological process: regulation of DNA-templated transcription. Bases 133 to 843 code for a protein of 236 amino acids. The record is from RefSeq and is a predicted model, not a curated record. The transcript has a single exon. NCBI's taxonomy places the organism in Eukaryota, Viridiplantae, Streptophyta, Magnoliopsida, Solanales, Solanaceae. Gene Ontology annotation, molecular function: DNA-binding transcription factor activity; DNA binding.